Messenger RNA from Oncorhynchus keta (chum salmon), 3222 nucleotides. RefSeq names its product von Willebrand factor A domain-containing protein 7-like. The record is from RefSeq and is a predicted model, not a curated record. The transcript has 7 exons. Bases 1032 to 2390 code for a protein of 452 amino acids. NCBI's taxonomy places the organism in Eukaryota, Metazoa, Chordata, Actinopteri, Salmoniformes, Salmonidae.
GUCUAUUAACUCCUCCUCCUCCUCCUCCUCCUCCUCCAGGUUACUGUGUUGUUAACAUAUCUAAUGUAUUGUCUAUUAACUCCUCCUCCUCCUCCUCCUCCUCCUCCUCCUCCAGGUUACUGUGUUGUUAACAUAUCUAAUGUAUUGUCUAUUAACUCCUCCUCCUCCUCCUCCUCCAAGUUACUGUGUUGUUAACAUAUCUAAUAUAUUGUCUAUUAGAGACUGAAAAACAGCUUCUAUCUCAAGGCCAUCAGACUGUUAAACAGCCACCACUAACAUUGAGUGGCUGCUGCCAACACACUGUCAUUGACACUGACCCAACUCCAGCCACUUUAAUAAUGGGAAUUGAUGGGAAAUUAUGUAAAUAUAUCACUAGCCACUUUAAACAAUGCUACCUUAUAUAAUGUUACUUACCCUACAUUAUUCAUCUCAUAUGCAUAUGUAUAUACUGUACUCUAGAUCAUCGACUGCAUUCUUAUGUCACUAGCCACUUUAACUAUGCCACUUUGUUUACUUUGUCUACAUACUCAUCUCAUAUGUAUAUACUGUACUCGAUACCAUCUACUGUAUGCUGCUCUGUACCAUCACUCAUUCAUAUAUCCUUAUGUACAUAUUCCUUAUCCCCUUACACUGUGUAUAAGACAGUAGUUUUGGAAUUGUUAGUUAGAUUACUUGUUGGUUAUCACUGCAUUGUCGGAACUAGAAGCACAAGCAUUUCGCUACACUCGCAUUAACAUCUGCUAACCAUGUGUAAGUGACAAAUAAAAUUUGAUUUGAUUUGAAUUUGAUUUGAUUUAUUAACUCCUCCUCCUCCUCCUCCAAGUUACUGUGUUGUUAACAUAUCUAAUGUAUUGUCUGUUAACUCCUCCUUCUCCUCCUCCUCCUCCUCCUCCAGGUUACUGUGCUGUUAACAUAUCUAAUGUAUUGUCUAUUAACUCCUCCUCCUCCUCCUCCUCCUGCAGGUGACUGUUCUACAGGAGGUAAGGAGCCCAGGAAAGGCAGAGAAUUUCUCCUUUACAGUAGACGAGUCUAUGAGAAACCUGAAUGCUUACAUCACAGGAGGAUCCCUCUCCUUCACUCUCACCAGCCCUUCAGGUGUGUCUCAGAGUAACAGUGAGGCCAGCGGUCCUCUGGGGACCAUCCAGACUGUAGGGAACCUACACCGCGUCUCUCUGACCACACACAACAACACAGGAUUAUGGGAAAUCAGUCUUAACUCCCUAGAGUCUUACUCACUGAAGGUCAUAGGUCAGAGUUCUGUUAAUUUCGGCUACCAUUUCGUGGAGGCUUUCGGCGGUGCUCAUGGAGACUUUGGCCUCAAAGAGGGCCGUCCUCUCACAGGCGAUAACAUAACCCUGCUGGUGUCUGUGACGGGGGGUGACUCUGUCACUGUGACGGCGGUGGCCCUGGUCGAGGCCUUGGGGUCAGGGUCAGAAGUCAACGGAACCCUGCAAUCUCUAGGCAGCGGGGACUUCCUGGUUACCGUGGCCAGAGUCCCACAGGGGGAGGUUGUGGUGCGUCUGAGGGGAGAGAGCAAUAGCGCCACCACCAAAUCAUCACCUAGCCUCUUCCAGAGACAGGCCUCCACUCAGAUAAAGACUUCCAGCAUCUCUGUUACGGUCCAGGCUGACAGUACUCUAGAACCCGGUUCUACCAUCUCUGUCCCCUUCACUGUGGCAAUGGCCAACGGAACAGGAGGAGCUUUUACCGUCCGAGCCACGAACGACCGCGGCUUCACUUCCUCCUUCCCCGCCAGUGUCUCCAUUGUGACCGGAGAGGGAGCGGCCAACGGUACGGUGACUCUCACGGCGCCCGCCAGCACCCCAUCGGGAACGGACGUCACCCUGACCAUCGAGGCAGAGUCCGCUGGAGCAGCAGACUUGAACUACGCCAUCCUGCGUCUCUCUGUUGUCAGCAAGGUGAAAGAUUUCAGCCCUCCCCAGUGUGGGGCUGUCAGCGUCUCGUCCAACUGCCCGGCUGACUGCGGUGCCUCUUACUGGCAGCUCUCUGCCAACCUGACCGACGGUGCCAACGGGACUGGCAUCGACCGAGUCACCCUGCGCCAGGGCAACGGGACCCUGAACACUUCUACAGAGGUGGGCACCGGGGGCGAGAACGUGACCCGGGUUGAGUACAGCGCCACCUGCUGUUCAAAGAAGGUAGAGCUAGUGGUAGUUGACAGGGCAGGCAACGUGGGUGUGUGUCUGGGCUCAGUAAAGGACUCUGUGGGGUUGGUUGUGAGCUCUACAGCACAGGCCUCUGUCACCAACACUACAGCUGUACCUGUAGUUAGUACUACAUCUACUGGAGGGCCACCUUUGACUCUGUCCCUGUAUCUAAGGAUCUGUGUGAUGCUUUCUCUUCUCCUGUGGAAUAGAGUAGAGCUAUAGAGUUGUAUAAUAGUUCAUGUAGGUAGAUGUCAUGUGGAACAGUGGAAUCAUUGCAAAGAGAGUCAAGUCAUCAGACAUAACCGGUAUGUAUAUGUUAUGUUGUACAAAAAGACAGGGUGGAAAUAUGUAAUGAACUCUGCAAUAAUACACUGUGGGAACUCUGUCAUAAUACACUGUGGGAACUCUGUCAUAAUACACUGUGGGAACUCUGUCAUAAUACACUGUGGGAACUCUGUCAUAAUACACUGUGGGAACUCUGUCAUAAUACACUGUGGGAACUUUGUCAUAAUACACUAUGGGAACUCUGUCAUAAUACACUGUGGCAACUCUGUCAUAAUACACUGUGGGAACUCUGUCAUAAUACACUGUGGGAACCCUGUCAUAAUACACUGUGGAAACCCUGUCAUAAUACACUGUGGGAACUGUCAUAAUACACUGUGGGAACUCUGUCAUAAUACACUGUGGGAACUCUGGCAUAAUACACCGUGGGAACUCUGGCAUAAUACACCGUGGGAACUCUGUCAUAAUACACUGUGGGAACUGUCAUAAUACACUGUGGGAACUCUGUCAUAAUACACGGUGGGAACUCUGUCAUAAUACACUGUGGAAACCCUGUCAUAAUACACUGUGGGAACUGUCAUAAUACAUGGUGGGAACUCUGUCAUAAUACACUGUGGGAACUCUGUCAUAAUACACUGUGGGAACUCUGUCAUAAUACACUGUGGGAACUCUGUCAUAAUACACUGUGGGAGCUCUGUCAUAAUACACUGUGGGAACUCUGUCAUAAUACACUGUGGGAACUGUCAUAAUACACUGUGGAAAUGUUUUGUUA